GGCGCUCGGCGUCUGCGCGCUCCGCGGCGGAGGGGCAGGAUGAGGCUGCCCGCCCUGCUCGGCCUCGGCCUCGGCCUCGGCUUCUGCCUCCUCGGCUGCCGCGCCUUGCGCCCCGCGCUGCAAGGGGUGCGAGCGAGCCCGUGCCCCAAGGGCUGGCUGGACUUCCGAGGGAACUGCUACGGCUAUUUCCGCCACGAGCUGCCCUGGAGGAAGGCCCAGGCGUGGUGCAGGGCCCUCCGAGACGGCUGCCACCUCGCCUCCAUCCACUCCGCCGAGGAGCACAGAGCCAUCGCCAGGUUCGUCUCCCAGUGCCAGCGCGGCGAGGAGGAGGAGAACGUCUGGAUCGGCCUCCGCCAGCUGGUCAAACUCUGGGCGUGGUCCGACGGGUCCAAGAUGCGCUACUCUGCCUGGGACGACGACGAGUUCACGAAGGGGAACUACUGUGCGGCGCUGGAGGACUCCUCGGGUUUCUUGUCCUGGGAGGACGACUCGUGCGGCGAGAGGAACGCCUUCAUCUGCAAAUACGCGGCCUAGGGCGCGGGGCUGCCGCCGAGCUGCCCCCGCCCGCAUGGCACCCCGAGCCCCCGUGCACCCCGCUCCCCCGGGCCCUGCGCCCCGCUCGCCCCUGCCUCCCGCCCGCUGCCGUCGCGCCGCCCCCCCCACGGCCCCGUGAACCGGCAAUAAAGC
Dromaius novaehollandiae (emu) is the source of this 687-nucleotide messenger RNA. RefSeq names its product dromaiocalcin-1. The transcript has 5 exons. The record is from RefSeq and is a predicted model, not a curated record. NCBI's taxonomy places the organism in Eukaryota, Metazoa, Chordata, Aves, Casuariiformes, Dromaiidae. Gene Ontology annotation, molecular function: signaling receptor activity. The coding region runs from base 40 to 534 and encodes 164 amino acids.